CCACUCGCACACAAACAUACACACAUGUGCAGCACUUCAUGCAGUUGCGCUUUCUAAAUCAAAUUUGGGUUAAACUGGCGGCUACGUUGACAAAGUUCAAGUCGCAUGUGGGCAGCAUUACUUGGCCAGUAGUUACCGCUGUCUUUUUAAAGUGGCCCAAUGCCAUAAUUGGCAACAGCGCCAAUGUUAUUGUUACGGUAAUUAAUCAAGUCUCAAACGCACACUUAACACACACACACGCGCUCCCAUUGCAAACAGCUGUGCGUGGUACGGCAAAAAUAACGAAGGAAAAAAACUAGCUAUGCUAAUAUGGCAAGAAUCUCGCAUUAUAUGCAAACAUUAUUAUAUAAAUCCAAUUUACUUCCUGCCCAGCUAGCGAAAGUCAAUCGAACGAGACCGCAAAUCACUUUAAAUAAAUAAUUACCACCGAACUGAAGACGAGGAUCAAAAAUCGAUUGCGUGAUUUAAUGCGAGCGAAAUGCUGUCACGCUGAGCUCUUUCUAAUGAUUUUCCGAAGUGGAAUGCCAGAAUUUCGGACAGUGCUGAAAAUUCGGUUCACAUUGCUAGUAUAAAAUUAAGAAAAAACAUUUUUUUUUGUAGCAGAUUUAUGCUUACACAGUCCCUAAAGAAGUUUUAGUGCAGAUAUAUGUUUAAAAACCUUUUGAAUAAUAUACACAAUUGAUUUAAUGAGCAACAACAAUAGUAGAAGCAGAAGUAAGAAAACUACAUGAACCUACAACAUAUCGUAGUUGAUAAACAUAUUUUAAUUUUGUUAUCUGAAUAUGAAAGCGCUGUGCAUUUUCAGCAACAUUAGUAUUAGCAUCAGUAACAUUUUCAUUGAAACUGCACCAAGUUGCGAUUAUAACUGUAAAAUAACAAAUAGUGUGCUGAAAGCACCCAGUGCUUUUGCAUUACUAGCCUUGCAAGUGUUUAAAAACAUCUCAUGUCAAAGCGUUUUGUGGCUAUUAACCAACACCGAAAGAACGGUAAAUCUGCGGAGAGUAGUAGUAGUGUGCACUGCAUUUAACUACGGAGGAGUUUAUUUUUUCAACCGAAUUUGUUAUUCUAGUAGUUUUGUAAAAACUUCUCGAUGCGCAUCUUAGUCAGUACCAAAUCCCACGAGCCGGCCGGCCGCCUAGGCGUAAACCUCAAGGCGCACGUGAAUUCACAGUCGCAGCUUACCGAUCUGCGAAAAAAUCUGAAUGAAAAAAGUCAAAUUCGAGCGUAUGUACAAAAGCUGAUUGGAAAUGAACAGCAGAUGGGGUCCGUGCUGGACACGAUCUCUUCCACCGGCGAGGAACACCGCCUGGCCACUGUGACCGGCUGGUCCACGGUGAACAUCGCCAACUGCGCCGGCGUCUCCAAUAAUUCCAUUAUCAUGGCGCUUAAGUGGGUCCUGAUGUCCAUCAAGGUGGAGAUAUUCAACUUCAAGCGCAGCGGACCGGAAGACAAGAUGGCACGUGGACAAUUUCUGGUGGACAACCUGCUAAUCGCCAAUCGCCUGAAACGCUUGCAAAAUGAAGUAGCCGUUCUUUACACGUGCCAAAAAAUCGAGGUGGCUGUCACACCCGGUCUGCCUAACUCGGUGAUGAAUGCCCAGAUAACCGAAGGGUUUACAACUGCCGUGGAGGUGGCCAUAAUAUCACGCUAUGACGCGGCUUCACGCACCUUAGAUCUCUCCAGGUUCCACGCCAGUCCGGAGUUGGCUCUGCACUUUUGUCCGCUGCAUGUGGUCAAGCUGCUGGAAAGCGUGCUACUUCUCUCAGGCCAUAUAUUUCCACAGUUGACCGGCAUUGUAGUGAGCAACAAUUAUUUGUGCACUCUAAAAGCCUUUGCUGGGAUUUGCCAGAGUUUUGCCAGCCUAGAGCGCUUGGACAUAAGCGCAAACAGGAUUCAAGAUUUGGGAGAACUCAAUUACCUCAAAAAGCUGCGCUGCAAGACCAUCUUCUUGGCAGGCAAUGGUGUGGCCAAGCUAACCAUGGAUGCCAUCCGAAAUAUGUUACCCCAGUUGAAAAAUGUUCAUGGUUGCGUGCAGUCAGAGGAAAAUACAAUAGCGGUUGAUAAGCUUCCGAAGUUUCAACGACUGCAAAAUGGUGGCACUAAUGGUUUAACGUUUUGCCAACGCUUCAUAAGUUCGUACUACAAAAUCUUUGACGAUACCGAACAGCGUGUCAAACUUAAGGAUUACUACGACGAACAGGCCAUGUUCUCGCUUAGCGUGCCGGUGCAACUGGAUCAUGUCUACGCCUACAAAAUGUACAACAGAAACCAGAAGCGCCAGCUAUCCUCAUUUGCGCGUAACGCCAAGCUACAAGUCGGCAGUGCUGGGCUGUUUCUUGCUUUAACCCGCUUGCCUGAGAUGCUCACAGACGUUCAGAAUGUCGGGCUGGACAUUCUGGUUUUUACUCCUAGUCUACGCAUCUUUACGUUGACAGGAUGCUUUAAGGAGAUAACCUCGGAUAUUUGGGAACCGCGACGCUUUCAGCGCACAUUUGUGUUGCGGAUCCUCAAUAGCCCAGGCUGGCUGAUAACCAACGACAUGCUGUGCAUAGCUUCAAAUUAUCCGGAGAGAAGAGAAACAAUCAAAUUUAAAACAGAAAUUAAGGAGUUAAAUACCGAGGCGUCGGUAGAACAAAUAAAUAAACCUGCAGUCCCAGUCGUACAGAACUGGCCUACCAAAACAACGGCUGAAGAGAAAAGAAAAUUUUCUAGCCCCAUUUUAGCCAACGAUAUGGAUCCUCUUAAUCAGGCAGUGCAAGAAAUGAGCAUUUCAGUUUCCCAGAUGGACCAUCUUCCCAGUGAGAGCUUCAAGGAGGAUAUGCCACCACUAGUGGCCAUUGGUUCAUUGACUAGCACGACAAAUUCUUUGGAAGAGGAGAUCGAGGAUACCUUAUUGUCCGAUGAGGAUAAUUUCGAACUGGUGAUUAAUGAGGAUGUCCUGAUUGAAGGCGAUGAUUUUUAAUUAUAACCAAGAAACACAAACAUAGCUUUUAGGAACCUAGCACAAAUAGGUUAAGACACCAUACAUUAUUUUUCAUUACAUUAACGAGUGCGAAACUCAAGGAUCUAAUUUAUUUUAAAACUUUUAUAUUUUACGAAAGCCUUCAAACACAAUUCAAAAACCUUUACCCGCCCAAAGCGUCGGAAUCUG
Messenger RNA from Drosophila teissieri, 3151 nucleotides. RefSeq names its product nuclear RNA export factor 1 (gene Nxf3). The record is from RefSeq and is a predicted model, not a curated record. Gene Ontology annotation, cellular component: nucleus. Gene Ontology annotation, molecular function: protein binding; RNA binding. The transcript has a single exon. Gene Ontology annotation, biological process: poly(A)+ mRNA export from nucleus. Lineage: Eukaryota; Metazoa; Arthropoda; Insecta; Diptera; Drosophilidae. Bases 1091 to 2962 code for a protein of 623 amino acids.